This is a messenger RNA of Seriola aureovittata, 11280 nucleotides long. RefSeq names its product ankyrin 1, erythrocytic b (gene ank1b). Gene Ontology annotation, biological process: signal transduction. Gene Ontology annotation, molecular function: protein binding. The transcript is spliced from 46 exons. Bases 762 to 6503 code for a protein of 1913 amino acids. Lineage: Eukaryota; Metazoa; Chordata; Actinopteri; Carangiformes; Carangidae. The record is from RefSeq and is a predicted model, not a curated record.
CACAGGACGGCGCCAGUGUACGGUACUGAAGAACAGACUGUUUGGGUGAAAAAUGAACCUCACAUAAUGCAUUGCAAUGUACUCCAGAGGGAGGUGCCAUGGAAAAGCCAUGGACAGAGAGAGGGAAGACGUGAGAAAAAAAUAAUUUGAAGGCAUUCCGCAGCUCUGGCGCCCUCAUCUUUUGUGCCUCUUGCAAGACACAGCAAAGGCUAAUGUGGAAGAAAAGCCUUUAGCAGAGAAGAAAACUGUGGAGGAAGAAGCAGAGCAGCAGGAAGAGGAGAACAUUUGACAGAUAAAAAGAGGGAGCUCUGCAGCAGCAUCCCCACUGUGCUGAACACAGGACUGCGUGACUGGUCUGUGCAAGCACAGGGAGAGAGGGAGGAGAGAAGGGAGGAAGGUAGGAAAGAAAGAAGGGGGAGGGGAGGCAAUUCAGCGCAGUGCAAGCUGACUGGAUGAGUAGCAGCCGCGGUACAGGCAGCAGCAUCAGCACCACUAGCUGUAGCAUCUUUCUGUGUGGCUGCUGGAGGCUGUCUUGUGGCUGCUGUAGCAUCAACAUCAUCCCCAUACACACACAAAUAUCUGGACACAGACGUUCCCACGGCUUGCCUUACACACACACAUGUCGUGGUGGCCACCAGAGAAGAGGUAGUAAGUGACGGGGCUUGGGGGACAGAGGAAACAGGGACGACUGGUGGUAGUGCAUACAAGAGGAGGGCUGGAGCGACAGUGACUGGAGCAGCAGCAGCAAUAGCAGCGGCACCAUGGCGCAAGCCGCCAAGCAGCUCCGAAAGACCAAGGACCUCGCUGAGGCCGCCGCCCAGGAGCAGAGGGAGAAGGAGGAGGAAAAGAUAAAAAAGAGGAAUCGAUCGAGGGACCGCAGGCGCAAGGCUGAUGCAGCCACGAGCUUUCUGCGUGCAGCUCGUUCAGGGAACCUGGACAAGGCUCUGGAUCACAUCAAGAAUGGACUCGACAUCAACACAGCUAAUCAAAACGGUCUCAACGGGUUACACCUGGCCUCUAAAGAAGGUCACGUCAAAAUGGUCCUGGAGCUACUACACUCUGGCAUUGAGCUGGAAGCCACCACCAAGAAAGGGAACACUGCUCUCCAUAUUGCAGCGCUGGCAGGGCAGGAGAAAGUGGUGGCUGAGCUUGUCAACUAUGGUGCCAACGUUAAUGCCCAGUCACAUAAAGGCUUCAGUCCUCUCUACAUGGCAGCACAGGAGAAUCACUUAGAGGUGGUCAAGUUCCUGCUUGAGAACGGUGCCAAUCAGAGUCUCCCAACUGAGGAUGGCUUCACCCCCCUGGCCGUAGCCCUCCAGCAGGGCCACGAAAACGUUGUGGCGCUGCUCAUCAACUAUGGCACCAAGGGCAAGGUCCGCCUCCCCGCGCUGCACAUCGCUGCACGAAACGAUGACACACGCACCGCCGCGGUACUCCUACAGAACGAUCCUAAUCCUGAUGUACUCAGCAAGACUGGAUUCACACCUCUCCAUAUUGCAGCCCACUAUGAGAAUAUGAGCGUAGCCCAGCUGCUGCUGAACAGAGGAGCCAAUGUAAACUUCACACCCAAGAAUGGCAUCACGCCCCUUCAUAUAGCCUCCAGGAGGGGCAAUGUGAUGAUGGUCAGACUACUGCUGGACAGAGGAGCACAGAUUGAUGCCAAAACCAAGGAUGAGCUGACUCCUCUCCACUGUGCAGCCAGGAAUGGUCAUGUUCGCAUUAUUGAGAUCCUGCUGGAACACGGUGCUCCCAUCCAGGCUAAAACUAAGAAUGGUCUGUCUCCCAUCCACAUGGCAGCUCAGGGGGAUCACAUGGACUGUGUCAGGCAGCUAUUGCAAUACAACGCUGAAAUUGAUGAUAUCACACUGGACCAUUUAACCCCUCUUCAUGUAGCAGCCCACUGUGGUCACCAUCGCAUGGCCAAAGUCCUACUAGACAAGGGGGCCAAAGCCAAUGCACGCGCUCUGAAUGGCUUCACCCCUCUCCAUAUUGCUUGCAAGAAGAACCACAUGCGGUCCAUGGACCUGCUGCUUAAGCACUCUGCUUCCUUAGAAGCUGUCACAGAGUCUGGUCUCACUCCUCUUCAUGUAGCAUCGUUCAUGGGCCAUCUGAACAUAGUGAAGAACCUGCUCCAAAGAGGGGCUUCACCUAAUGCUUCCAAUGUGAAAGUGGAGACUCCCCUCCACAUGGCCUCCAGAGCAGGACACUGUGAAGUUGCUCAGUUCCUGCUGCAGAACGCAGCACAAGUGGAUGCCAGGGCUAAGGACGAUCAGACACCUCUACACUGUGCAGCCCGUAUGGGCCACAAGGAGCUUGUCAAGCUGCUCCUUGAGCACAAGGCCAACCCCGACUCAGCUACAACUGCAGGCCACACACCCUUACACAUCGCUGCACGUGAAGGACACGUCCACACCAUUCGAAUAUUAUUGGAUGCUGGAGCACAGCAAAUCAAGAUGACAAAGAAAGGCUUCACUCCCCUCCAUGUGGCCUCUAAAUAUGGAAAGGUGGAUGUAGCAGAGCUACUUCUGGAGAGAGGAGCCAACCCUAACGCAGCUGGGAAGAAUGGUCUGACACCCCUUCAUGUGGCCGUCCAUCACAACAACCUGGAUGUUGUUAGACUUCUGGUCAGCAAGGGAGGAUCUGCACACAGCACUGCUCGAAAUGGCUACACUCCCCUGCACAUAGCAGCCAAGCAGAACCAGAUGGAGGUGGCCAGUUGUCUGCUGCAGAAUGGGGCUUCACCCAAUGCCGAGUCCCUGCAAGGCAUCACGCCCCUACACCUGGCUUCACAGGAGGGACGGCCUGACAUUGUAGCUCUGCUCAUCUCUAAACAGGCCAACGUAAAUCUGGGAAACAAGAAUGGGCUGACCCCUCUACAUCUUGUGGCUCAGGAGGGUCAUGUGGGCAUCGCUGACACAUUGGUCAAACAAGGAGCCUCUGUUUACGCCGCUUCACGAAUGGGCUACACCCCCCUUCAUGUGGCCUGUCACUAUGGCAACAUCAAGAUGGUGAAGUUCCUUCUGCAGCAGCAGGCUCAUGUUAACAGCAAGACGAGGAUGGGCUACACCCCUCUACACCAGGCAGCUCAGCAGGGCCAUACUGAUAUUGUCACCCUGUUGUUGAAACACGGAGCCCAGCCCAACGAGAUUACUUCGAAUGGGACAUCUCCCCUGGGCAUUGCAAAGCGGCUUGGUUACAUCUCCGUCAUUGAUGUGCUGAAGCUGGUUACAGAGGAGUCCGUCUCCGCGAUCACUACAGAGAAGCAUCGAAUGAGUUUUCCUGAGACAGUGGAUGAGAUAUUAGAUGUCUCCGAGGAUGAAGGGGUUGCCCAGCUAACGUUAGGAGACGAGUUGCUCGGGAUGGAUGGAGCACGCUACUUAAAGCUUGAUGACUUCAAGGACCAGGACGAUGACUUCCUCUCCCCUAAGAAGACUCUAAGAGACUUUGAGGGUGGCAUGGGUACCACGCCCUAUUCUCCUGCAAUUCCCAGGAUCCCUUGUGUGUCCCCAGAGACAGUUCUGCUGGAUCAGCACACCCCCAUCCCCCUGCCAAAGGAAUAUGAUGAAGACUCUCUUAUCCCGAGCAGUCCUGCUACGGAGACUUCAGACAAUGUCAGCCCUGUGGCCAGCCCUAUUCACACGGGCUUCCUGGUGAGUUUCAUGGUGGAUGCUCGUGGAGGCUCCAUGCGAGGCAGCAGACACCACGGGCUGCGGGUCAUCAUUCCUCCUCGAACCUGCGCUGCACCAACGCGCAUUACCUGCCGACUGGUCAAACCUCAGAAACUGACCACGCCUCCUCCACUGGUGGAGGGGGAGGGGCUUGCUAGCCGCAUCAUCUCUCUAGGGCCGUCCAGUAUGCAGUUCCUUGGGCCAGUAAUCGUGGAAAUCCCACACUUUGCCUCACUGGGCCGGGGGGACCGAGAGCUUGUGGUCCUCCGCAGUGAAAAUGGCUCCGUCUGGAAGGAACAUCGCAAUCGCUAUGGCGACGAAGUGUUAGAAACUAUUCUGAAUGGCAUGGAUGAAGACCUGGAGAGUCAAGAGGAGCUGGAGAAGAAGAGAAUCCGCCGGAUCAUCUCCACCGACUUCCCCCUCUACUUUGCCGUGGUCUCCCGUAUUCAGCAGGAGAGUGAUCUGAUCGGUCCGGAGGGUGGCAGGCUGACCAGUAAGCUGGUGCCCCAUGUGGAGGCCAUCUUCCCUGAGACAGCCGUCACCAAAAGAGUGAGACUGGGACUGCAGGCGCAGCCAAUUCCUGAUGAACUGCUGACUCGACAGCUUGGUAACCAGGCGACCUUCAGCCCAGUGGUUACCAUCGAACCACGCCGACGCAAAUUCCACCGUCCAAUCGGAUUGCGCAUCCCAUUGCCACCAUCCUGGAGAGAGAGUCCUCGGGAUGCUGGGGAGGGUGAUACCACCAGCUUGCGCCUUCUCUGCAGUGUCAUUGGUGGAACAGCACCAGCUCAGUGGGAGGACAUCACUGGAACCACAAAGCUGAUGUACGCCAAUAACUGUGCCAACUUUACCACCAAUGUUUCUGCAAGAUUCUGGUUGGCAGACUGUCCACGCACGGCAGAGGCAGUGACAUUUGCCAACUUGCUGUACCGGGAGCUAAUGGCUGUGCCAUAUAUGGCAAAGUUUGUGAUUUUUGCCAAGAUGAAUGAAGCACGCGAGGGACGCUUGCGUUGCUACUGCAUGACGGAUGACAAGAUGGACAAAACGCUGGAGCUGCACGAAAACUUCAGUGAAGUGGCCCGCAGUCGAGAUAUUGAGCUGAUGGAGGGGAUGCCGCUGCACCUGGAGUGUUCUGGGAACCUAGUGCCCAUCAGGAAGGCCACCCAGCAGCCUCGCAGCUUCAGCUUUCAGGCCUUCAGAGAUAACAGACUGCCUGUCUCUGUCAAGGUCAGAGAUAGCAACAAGGAUGCCUCUGGGUUUUUAUCCUUUCUGCGGAAGUGCACCAAGUACGAGGACACACAGCACGUACUGUGUAACCUUAACAUAACCAUGCCACCUUGUGUCAAGGUCGUUGGAAGUGAGGAGCGCAGGAGAACUUUAACCCCUCUCGCCCUGAGAGAGCGCUACAGUGCGCUGAACGAGCCAGGUGUGGCCACAGUGAACGCCAUGGAGAGGACUGAGAUCAAAAUCAACAUCAUAUCUGAACAGCUGGGAUUGAGCUGGGCAGAGUUGGCACGAGAGCUUCAGUUUGGUGUGGACGACAUCAACAGGAUCCGUGUGGAGAAUCCCAACUCACUGCUGGACCAGAGCUCUGCCCUGCUCAACCUGUGGGCCUGCAGAGAAGGCAAAAGGGCCAAGAUGGAGAGCCUGUACACCGCUCUGAAGAACAUUGACCGCGCAGACAUCGUGACGUCUGUGGAAGGUCAGGCUCCACAGCCAGCACCCGGGUCUUUGGAGGAGGGUGCCUGUCGACUCGGCGAUCGCGACUCCACCCUGCUGUCCCCCAGCAUCAUCAAUGAGAUCACGGACACAAGGCCAUUGCGUCUAGUGCACAAGCCACGAGUUAUUAGACCCCCGUUUUUCAGAAGGGGUUAUGGGCUGGUGCAGGAGGAGCUUCUGUCCCCGGCCUCAAUGCAGUACAGCUUGCCCUCUCCACUGGGUGUGGAGCCCUACUGGCAAGAAGUGUCCAGCCUUGAAUGCGCCCCUAUUGCCACCACAGAGGAAGACACAUUAAUGGAGAUGUCGGACGUUCAGGUGUGGCCAGCAGGGGUCAGCCCCUCGCUGGUCACAGUGGAGGACUCAUCUCUAGAGGGCAGCAGUCGGGCUGAUGACUCAGAGGGCGCCACGCUCUCCCUCCCCUGCAGCUUGGGUCGCCCGAGCAGCGGAGCCAGCGGCUCCAUCAUGGAGCUGGAGGAGGAGGAGGAGGAGGAGGAGGAGGAAGGGGAGGUUGAAGAGGAGGAGGCGCCACAGGAGCCAGCAAGUGCACUGGCAGAAAGGGACAGGGUGAGGGCCAGUGGUGCUGUUCCCAAGGUCAACCUAAACGGCCAGCUGGGAGGUCAGAGGUCGGAUGGGAGGAGAGGGGAGGGCCUUGCGGCGGGAGGAGGAGCAAAAGGAGGAGGUGCAGGGCUGGGUUCAGUGGAAGGGAUUUCUGUUGUUGCAGGCCAACAGGUGUACGCCCAGCGGUGUGAGAUGUCGGGACUGAGUCGGGCUACAGAUCACAAUGGAGACAACCGGAUGGUGGGAGGCGGAGCAUUUCAGCCCUAUUUACCAGACAAGGACUCCCUGCAGGGCUGGGUUGGCUCAAUGUCAUCGGGACGUGACGGCAGCAUGCCAGGCUUGCGUGUGGCCCAGGAGGCUCUGCUGACUCCGGAGGCGGGUCAACAUGCUUGGGAACAGGAGCAGAGGCGGGUCCAGAGAGAGGAGAAAGAGGACUAUGCUGCUGAGGCGCAGUUUGUUGAUGAACACGGAACCAUGCUCGCUAGAAGGGUGGGGGUGGAUGUGAGAAAGGGCGCUCAGUCAGUGCAGCGCUCCAGUCUGCGGAGAGUUAAACACUGAAAUACACAUACUACCCAGUCCUCCAGGACCGGAAAGCCACUGCCAAAACAUCCUCCACAAAAACACAACCAGACCGCAGAAGAAAAUGAUGAAGGAGGGGAGGAAGAGGAAGACUAAGACUAAGACUAAGACGUGCAAACUACAAAAUGACAAACACAGAAUCAUCCUCAACGUGUGACCAUGGAGAAUCACAAAAGAAAAGAAGAGGAGAAAAAAAAGAGGAGUUCAACUUGUAGUUUUAUAACAUUUGUAAAGAAAAAUAUCAACUAGACUAAGGCAUGAUGAUUCCUUUUAUACAAAAAAACAUAAAUGUCAGUAAAAUAACCGAGAAAAAAAAAAAAAGCAACAAAAAGUGCUUCCUGUGAACUGUAAUCGCAUGAUGACUGCUGGUGCAUGCCCUUUGACCUUUUGAACUGUCAUUAUCUACAAACUGAAGGGGUACAAGGUACGGGGCUGGCCCACGUGUGGGUCACGGGCCAUUUUAAGGACCUUAUUUCCCCCCAACUGGAGUGGUUUGUGUCAGCAAGUUGAGUACAAUAACACUACAGCCAAAAAAAAGUCCCUCAAUGGAUGGUUCUGUAUACAGCUAAGCCUCUGCUGAGCCUACCAAUGCUUCUUUCACUGGACCCUUUCCCCUAAUAUUCUCAAUGUGAUAUAUGCACUCUAUGCUACGUGGACAUGUGUCGGUGUGUGUAUGUGUGCGUAUGUGUGCGUGUAUUCUUCUCUACCGCAUGUGUUUCUUGCUUCUGGCUUGGCGCUGAGCCCUGCCCCAUGAUUGGCUUAUUGCCCCUGUGAUGUCACAGCGUGCUCAGUGCUGGAAUGAGAAAGCCGCUGUGCUCCCCUGCUCGUGAGUGUUCCUGUCUGCGUGUGCUGACUUGUCUUUUUCCUUUGUGGAUGAAGCUCGCUUCUUGUUAUUUGUUUCUUUGGAACCUGUCCACCUCAGAUUUAAGGAUUGUUUGACUUCGGGACUGACACGGAUCUGAAUCUAUUCGCCCCUCGUGUUUUCAGGGGAAAUGUGUUUUUCAGACAACAGGAAUGUUUUCUUUGGAAAGGGGUUGGUUGCUUGAUUGCAUUGUGCAGCAGCUCUGCAACACAGAGAUCGACUUUUUUCCUCCCUGGUGACCUUUUCUAUCUUCUUCCGUCAUUUCUCCCAGUAGCGCUCGUCAUCUUGAUCCACAAUCUGUAUCAGUAGCCUCUGACAAUAUGCAGUAAAACACAGGCCUCUCCAUCAGUAUCUAUAGCUCCACCAUCUAAUGUUUAAAAUUCUGUGUGCUCCCUCUUUUAUCUGUUUGCAACGGCUGUAGCGCCGCACAGUCCAAUUUUGGUUCAUUCAUUUGAAACUAAGUGAAUGAAGGGGCGAAAACCUGGAGGAUGUGAUUCAUGUGAGGAUGUAGUGAUUUGGAGGAUUGGAAGUGUAAAAUAGCAUAAUGCUACAACAUGUGAUUGUGAAAGGAACUGUGCAACAAGGUCAGACAGGUAGCACUGUGAUUGUCUUAUUAACACCGACCCCAGACUCGUGAACUGUGAAGACACAAAAACAUUCACAUAUACAAACAAAAGCACAGCCACACACACACAGGCGAUACACAAACACACAAUAUAAGAAACAUAUUACACAAUGAAAUAAUUAUUGCCUGGUCAAGAGUGUCAGAUUGGAGUAUGCCACAGCAAUAAUACCGAACAACAGGAACACAGAAGAUGGAGGCCAGAGUUGCGUAUAUCUAUAUAAAGGAUUUGAUACUGAAAGGUUUAAAUGACUGAGCUCCUCAGUGAAGACAGAAACUCCAUCUGGACGAACAGCAUUCGAGUUUGGCAUCGGACAGCUGUGCUGUACCUGACUGGUUCCAUCGACCUUGAAGUGAAUGAGUCAGAGAGGACGCACUGAUGCAAGAUCAGAUGACUCAGCUGUAGCAGUGUGGGAACGUGGAAGCCUGAGAGGGAUUGUUUGUUUUUCAGCACUUAACGUAGCAAAAUAUAAACCAGGAUAUGUUAAUUUAUUACACUGAUACCUAUUAAGGAGUCUGCUGCUGCCGUAAGGUGGAAAUCACAAAACUCUAUUUUCUUUUUUCGGAGUAAUUUAAGUUGUAUUUAUUAGUGUUUCACGCAUUUCAAAACUACAUUGGCAUCACUGUAAAUCACCUCUUGUUCUCUUCAUCUCUGAAACACUUACUUUAUGCAGAAACCUAAAGGCAGCACUAUGAAGGGGUCAUAUCACAGUAGCACACAUUUCCUGGAAGUCAAAACACAAUAUUUAUCCCAUAAGUACUGUAAAUGCUACUGUAGCAUGAAUGUGCGAGUGAGACACUGAAUGAAUGAACACAUUAGUUGCACAUCACAUAGAUGCACAUGUUUUCCAUGCCCAGUCCGUGCACAUGAGAGCCUCAUCUGAUAUAGCACAUGUUUAUUACAUAUCACGUGUUUUCCACUGUUACUCCACUCAGGUUUUCAGUUCUGCUCGGUCAGAAUCAAAAUGUUUUUGUUUUUAAGUUCUGAGUCCUCCUCUCAAAGACGAGUGCAGGACGUAAAGUGAGUGCUUCAGAAUAAGGCUUUGGUGUUGGGGUCGUUUGGGGCGGGAUGGGGAUGCACGUGGGGUUCUGGUAGAUUUAUGAAGAGGGAUGGUUUGUCUGCAAGUGCGUUUGUGAGUGACUGAGUGUGUGUACGUGUGUUUGUGUGUGUGUGUGUGUGUGUGUGUGUGUGUGUGUGUUCAUGUGUGGUUGGGAGUUGUUGAAUUAGAUUAAGACCAAAAAGCACAGAGUGUUGAGUUUGUGUGGAGAACCCUCCUCUCUACCGCUCGGCUCCUGGAGCAGCGAAGGAGCCACAGACACCUCUGUUGGUUGUGUUUAUCCUAAUUUAUUUUUACCACCAGAAAGGUAUAACUGAAGCAUUACUCCCUCUACUAAGAAGCACACAAGGUUAAAGAAGACACUUUGAUGUAAUUAAUGAGGAACUAAUUACUGUUCAUUGUUUGCAGUUUCCUGUGGGCUACUAGACAAAACAAAGCUCUUACAGUGUUUUAUUUGAGUUUCUUUUUGUUUUUUUUACCCACUCUGUAAUCCUACUAAAUCAGCUGUUCUCAAAAAGUCAAGCCUUUAAUUCUGAGCCAUGGAUGCACCCUCCGGGGGACAAACAAGACACCCUGUCCUAAUAUUUACAGCGUGUCUAAUCUCUUAGCUGGCAUGAUUGACGCAGUUUAUAGCUUUCAGAUGAUGGAGAGCGGUGACUCCCUCAAUCACUAAAGUGACACACUCUCCUUCAUCCUAUUAGUUAGUCCUUAUUUAAAGCCCUGUACUGAUUCAGCACAAGAAAGAUGCUGGAUUCAGACGUUUUAAAGAAAAUAAACUACUUCACUUUUUGUUAAAGUCAAAAUCCUUAAGAUAACCCUUGUGUCAGUAUAGUAUAUAUACAGAAAUAGUUUUCAUUGUUAGUAGACUUACUCACAUGGGAUUUUGAUUGUGUGCCCACACACAAAGGAUUCACUGGAUGCAGAGGACAAAAACCAAUGAAUGGACAUGUCUCAUGUCAAGUGCAAGACAGCAUUCAGUCAUUAUCACUGAAUCAUGACAUUGUUGACCGCCUUCUUCAGUCUUCACAAUAUGAGCAUACAGUUUGUUUGAAUGUGUUUAAACCAGAUAAACAAGUUGCUCUUCUUUGUCAUUUCUGAAAAAGUAGCCACCAAGGCAGUAGCUACCAUUGAACACAUGUCUGGCAAAGGGUUUCAAACUCAUUUAGCGCAUGAUGUAGGAGAUACAAAUUAUUUUACAAAAAACAGUUUUACACAAAUCAUAGAAUGUGGCUUUCUGAAUAUCAUACAGGAAGUUUGGACUUUGGGGCUUAUAUCAUUAAAAUCCACUUGCCAUUACCACCAGUUACCCCCAAAUUCAUCAAGAUCAAAAUCUUAAGGAUUAUAACUUUAACUUUGAGUCAUUAUCUUUUCUUUAGCUUAAAAGACCAGAUGUUGAAUUUCAAAUUCAAUUAUUUACAUUUAUCCACUAAGAGAAAUGAUGUAUUAAGCAGUUUUAUGUGAAUCUGUUUCCACUCAGAGGUGGAUUUUUACAAGUAUAAUUUGGCUUUGCAGGGUGAAUUUAACUAAUCACUGAUCUUCUGCAAUGAUAAAUUGAACUUCACCAUGUUGUGUUUUAUGGAUUCUGUGUGUGUGUGUGUGUGUGUGUGUGUGUGUGUGUGUGUGUGUGUGUGUGUGAGUGAGAGAGUGAUUGGGCUUGGUUCUGUAGUUGGAUCAGGGGGGAGAAGAGAGAGAGAGUCUUUACCAGGCAUGUGACUGAGAGGAUGUGUAACCUACGACAACGUACUAAAAAAAAAAAAAGAGUAUUGUAAAAUUUUUAAUGUUGCGAAGAAUAGAGCUCACCUAUACUCCUUUAGAAUGGAUACAUGACAAUGUAAACGCAAUAUCAUAUUACUCUAUCCUAAGGAAUGCAACUGCGCACAUGCACAAAAAAAGAUGUUUUUAUGAAAAUAUAUGAAUAAAUAUAUGACAAAAUAUAUUUAAUUAGAAUGCUAUGCACCCUCAUAGAGUUGUUAUGGAUGUUCUUUAAGCAUUAUCUAGACUAGGCCAACGCCCAUAUCAUGGGGAAUGUAGAGGCUUUGUAGCUAUGACCACUUGUUUUCUUUUGUAUUGUCCUGGAGAAAGGAUAAACAAACGUGAAUAUGUAUACAAGCCUUUCAAUCAGAGUCAUUCUGACAUGAAGAUAUGUAUAGAUCAUCUUACCCUGUACACCAGCUCAAACCAUUUACAAAAAUUAAUAAACAAAGAUGUGACAUA